AUGCCUGUGAAUGACAACUCACGCGCGGAUCCAAGACACGCGGGGAACCACGGCCGUGGCAUCGCAACUGAGCGUGCAUGCUGCCAGCUGCGCUGCGCUGUAAUGAAAAUGGAACAGUUCCGCUGCACGGCACUACUUACUUUUGAACCCUGUAACAGUCUGAGGGAGAGAGUCUGGAGUCUGGAGUCUGGAGUGGUAAGGUCCUCUCAAUGCUCUCUCAUCCACUCAUCCAUGAAUCGACUUAACCUAGCUGAGCCUUCUGGCGGCCAUCUUUUUGCCAUCUACCUCAUCCGUCUCCACCAGACCGCCAAUCUCAUCAAGGGUCCCCCUCUAACCAUCUCACUCACUCUGAUAAAGACCAACCAAGCCACACAAGUGAAGCAAGGUGCCCAUCCUCAGCAACACCAGCAUCCACUCCCCAAGUUCCAGGCCCAGUCCAUCGGCCAUUGCGUCUCCAGCGCUCUCUCCACCAGCCCGCUGCCCCCUCUACCUUUCCCCCUCCAUCGCUCCUGCGCAGUAAAGGGUCACCCACCUGCCUGCCGCCUGCCACCCACCGCCGCCGCCGUCGCGCCCAAAUCCUCCCGCCCUUCUCCCCCGAUUCAUCCUUCAUCCACCAUCCAUCCAUCCAUCCACACACACCCAUCCAACCCGCUCUCCUCCAACCUUUUUUCUCUCUUCCUCCUUUCCUCCCCCAGGGGGCUUCUUUCGACGACUUCCUCUUCCUUUGAUCUCGCCGACCCCCUCCCCUCCAUCGGUACCUUGAUUGUUUCUUGGUACUCGACAUCGCAGACGCUCUGCGAAACAGAACAGAAACAGAUUCUCGAGUCGCAUAGUCGGACGAGCCCUCUUACCGCCUCGAGAUUCCUGCUCCGCCAAAAGGUCGCCAUCGCCGCCUCCUUCGACACCACCCAACCGUCUCUGUCAGGCCUAACGCGUCUCGUUGUGAGCCUACUGCCCUUCGACCCGACCCGACUAGACCUUGUCUACCUACGACCUCUUCGCACUCGACACCUCGUUGCUAUCUCCGACGAAUACUUCCUGCGACCGCGGCAAAGAUACACCGUUGCCCCUUCAUCGCGUCGACCUUCCCGCCUCUCUACCCAAAUACUCAGUGAGUUCGUUCCGUCUUGCCUUCCGCCUCGGCGAUUCUCCAUCUUCCCUGCCUUUUCCCUACAACCCAUCCUGCGCGCGAUGCUCAAGGCUGCCAUCAGCUCUGCACCCAAGGCUGCUGCCAUCACGAUCAAGACGUUGGGCUGUGGUCUCAGCACGCUUGCCUGUGUCGUUGUUUCCCUGCUGGUGGAUUCCGGCUGCUCAUCUGCCAUCGAGCUGUCCUUCUCAUGCCUUGUCCUGCAUGUGCAAACACUCAGCCUUGCUUGCCCACCCUCCGCUGCCCAUACGCACUCCUCUUCUCCUUCCCCACGAUUACGGCUCUUGCCUCACGUCACCGCCCUCGCACAAGCUCUUGAGUUAGCCUGA
Messenger RNA from Colletotrichum lupini, 1476 nucleotides. RefSeq lists its product as uncharacterized. The record is from RefSeq and is a predicted model, not a curated record. Lineage: Eukaryota; Fungi; Ascomycota; Sordariomycetes; Glomerellales; Glomerellaceae. The coding region runs from base 1 to 1476 and encodes 491 amino acids. The transcript is spliced from 10 exons.